GGAAGCGUCCUAUUUUGGCUAUAAAUAGGUUUAGAAAUUCCACGAAAUAUAUAUAUUGAGGAUAAAUGUGUAUUGUGCAGCAACUUCACUCUUUGCAGCUAUGUCUGAUUCUGAUAUGAACAUUCCUAUAGUUGAUCAGAGUGAAUUGGAACUAGAGAACCUUCCUAUUGGCAGAGGAGGAUAUGGAACUGUCUUCAGAGGGAAGCACAGAGAGUUUGGUCAUGUCGCUGUCAAAACUCUGAUCAACAAUGGACAUCUACCUAAAAAACAUUUGGAUGUGCUGCAAGCAGAAGCCAAGAAACUGAUGGAGUUCUGUCAACAUGACGGAAUCCUUCAAUUACAUGGUCUAGUGAUGCAGAGAGACAAUUACUCGCUCAUUCUGGAGUACAUGCCACUUGGGAGCCUUGUUGAUUUUCGGAAACAGUUUAGUCCACAGUUUCCCUUGUAUGUGAGAUUUGUGAUGGAGGUUUCAUCAGCCAUGGAUUUUCUUCAUUCCCGCCAUCCCGUCAUUCUUCAUCUAGAUCUGAAAGCAGACAAUAUUUUGUUAGAUGGUGGUAUGCAUGCAAAGGUUUCAGACUUUGGUUUGUCUGAGUGGAAAACUGUGACCAUGACAGCCACCAGGAGGACAGAGAAUGCUGAAUCAAGUGGGCGUCGCUGCACAGUGUCACAUGUGCCCCCAGAGGUGUGGAGCAACAUUAAUACACCUUCUGACAGAUUCUACGAUAUCUACAGCUUUGGCAUCUGUAUCUGGGAGAUGUUAACAGGAGCCGUCCCAUACGGAAAUGCGAUAGACAGCUUGGUUCGUUCAGCAGUUUUAAGUGGACAGCGGCCCGAUUGUAGUCUUAUUCCAACCGGCUGCCCUCCACUCCUGACAAAGACGAUGACCAGAUGCUGGCACCAAAAACCUACGCAGAGGCCGUCCUUUGGAACCUUGAAGAAGGAGAUUGAAGGACAAUAUGAUAAAGAAUUCAAAUACAAUAUAAGUACUGCAAUGAAAAACGUACGAAGGGAAAUAAAGGAAUCUUAUCCACCAGAUGACCUUGCUUAUAUCUACACCAGUCACAUUGAUCAUCUACCUGAACCAGAGCCUUCUCCAGGUCCUUCGUCAGGUCAGCAAGUUUCAGGUCAAAGGUCAUCCACCUCUACAAAUGUGUCAACUUCCGCAGGAACACAACAACAAUCCACUUCUCAAGGUCACCAGACGCCUGAGGUCAUGGAAACGGAAGACGAAGGACCAGUUCAGUCAGUGCUGUUUAAAAAAGAUAUGACACAAGCUGAAAUGACAUUUAGAAAACUUUUACGAGACCCCCUAGCCUUACUUGUAGCUCGCAGUGAAUAUUGUAAAGACUUCUUCAACCUGGAUUCGAAGUAUAAAGCGAUACUGAAUAGUGAUAAAAAAUUAAAGAGAUAUUUAGAUGAGGAUGAAGUUUUUAAGAAAGAGAUAUUGUGUCCAGGAAAUGACUUUUGGAGAAAUGUUAGUGGAAUACAUUUACGUAUGUCAAAGGAAAGGGGACUGGCUUGGAAACAAGCACACAUUAAAGACCUAGAAAGCAUCUCAAAAAAAGGACGGUAUGGUAAAACUGACUGGGCUCACAACAACAUAGAAACUCCACGAACACAUCGAAGAGAGAGAGUAGAAAAAACCAAUAGAGAACAUCCUCAUAUCAUGGAGCUGAAGAAAGGAGGAAGUUUCCACAGAGUGAAGAAAGCUCUGGAAAAUCCUCGAAUGUUCGAGACUUUGAUGAGAACCUACGAAUCUGGCAGUACAAGUAAUCCUCUGAGUCUAACAACUUUAGAUCCAGAGGUCAUCAAAUUGGCAAAAGACCCCGUCCUUCUUCUUUCUCUCCUGAAUUCAGAGUACGGUCUUCAGUUUGAAAUGAUGAAACCAGAAAAUCAAGACCUACUUUUGAAGCUUGUUGGUGAAGCCAAACAGAAGAAUCCUCUACCAGGUGGUGGAUAUAUAACAAAGCCAAACAGCGGUAGAUCAAGGUUUCCAAUGGGAAUGUACGAGGACAUGAUGGCACAUGAUAUGUAUCGCAGUGACCCGAUGAUGAUGCGGGAGAUGGAGAUGAUGAUGAGGCAUCAUCCGCACAUGAUGGAUAGCGAUGAAGAAGAUGAUUAUCCUGUGAUGAGCAGCAGAGGUUUGCCACGCAGAUUACUUGAAAUGAUUAGACCAUCCAGAAAAGAUCCUAUGAGAAUGAUGAGAAAAAUGGAUAAAGCAUAUGAUAAGGAGAAAGGGCAAGCUAAGAGAAUUGGAGAACUAUCUGUAAAUAGAGAUAUACGGAAAAGGACGUUUCCAUUAGCAAGAAACCUGUCAGCAUCUGCAACAGUCACUUCUAGUACUACAAAGGAUGAAAUCGUGUCUUUGUCAGAAUCACCAGAGAACAAUCAAUCGAAUACGGACAUAAAUUCAUUUCACUCUGACAAAAAAAUCCAAAAACUUAGCACAGCGGAUACUCCUUUUGCGAAAAAUAACAAUAAAGGCUCCAUUGCGACGAUACCAGUCACAGAAAGCAUCCAUUUUCUUUCCAGUGAUAACACCAAAGAGGAGGCAAGUACCAGUGUAGAGACAGGUCCAGUGACAGGAGAGGAAAACCAAGAGCAGACAUCGAUCCAGACAGAAGAAUCUACAUGACAGAUGUUCUUGAUUAGAUCUAUACUAAUGUAGCAUUCCACAUAAAAUAGAAAACAGGGCCGUGUUUUACAAAAGAACUUACGACUAUGACUGAAACGUUUACAUAGUUCUAGAAACUCGUCAACCUAAUUAAUGUUGUGAGAUUAUUGCAUGCUAAAUUCUUCUUAUUCACAUUCAAAUCACAAUUUAAUCAACGUAAAAAAUGAAGAGGAUUUUGGUCGCAAGUUCUUUUGUUCUUGAUCCUUCACCCCCGUGUGGGGUUUGAUCAGCUGACAUAAAUAACUGAAAUAAUGUGCCAAGUUCAAGUUUUUAAGAUGCUGUAUGAUAUUCGUAAAUAUACCCAGCUGACCAUGUUAACUGCGAUUUCAGUCAUUAAUGAACCUAAUUGUAUCUAAUUAAGAGAAUUGUACAUUUAGCAAUCAAUACUAUGAAAUUUCAUAUCCAAUACCAACUGCUACUAGCAACUGAGGACUAUAUUCUGCUGAGUGAGUGUUAUAUCUGAGAACUGGUUACAGUAACAGUGAGGUUUCUCGGCAUGAUCAAACACAACGUAGUGCCGCAUAUAAAUGAGUUAACUCUUGCGUUUUACGCCAUAUAUUUUAUUGGAAAAUACCUUUUGUUUGAAAAACACUCAGCAACCAUUUUUGCUUUAAAAAUUCUUCUCAAAACUUUGACCAACAUCUGCAACGAUAUGACUAUUGAAACUCAAACAUCACAUAAACUAACUUUCUUGAAAUCUUCAA
This is a messenger RNA of Ostrea edulis (European flat oyster), 3378 nucleotides long. Its product is annotated as receptor-interacting serine/threonine-protein kinase 3-like. Lineage: Eukaryota; Metazoa; Mollusca; Bivalvia; Ostreida; Ostreidae. The record is from RefSeq and is a predicted model, not a curated record. Gene Ontology annotation, molecular function: protein kinase activity; ATP binding. The transcript is spliced from 12 exons. Gene Ontology annotation, cellular component: cytoplasm. Gene Ontology annotation, biological process: protein phosphorylation. The coding region runs from base 101 to 2635 and encodes 844 amino acids.